UGCAGUUGUAACUGCAAAUAGUGCACAGCAAUUAUACGCAGUCAAAACUGCGCACAGCAAUCAUCACACUAUUCGCAGUUACAACUGCAAAUAGUAAAAAUACCUUCCAACACAGUCACAACUGCGCCCAGUGCCUAAUUUACUAUUUGCAGUCAGAACCUAGAGUUUAAAGGUUUAAAGCUAUUUCUCCCCGGGGGUAUCCAGCGACCUACAACCUUGAAUUGAUGGGGGUGGGGCUAAGAUACACCCCAUCUUAAAACUAAAUGCGGUUAAAAAUUAAGUCCUAUUUUUCCUCACACACAUGCGUACAAAGUGAAAGUUUCCCCCCCCCCUUUCCCCUCCAUAUCCGGGACCCAGCCGCAAGGGCCCCUGGCCGCAAGGGCUCGACGUCCAACAGGCAGCCGCCCGGCCCCCACCCCCCACCCACUCUCUCCGCACUGCUCGUUUGGCGGGAAGACACUGUUUACUGGACGGCAACAACGGUGUCUGAGCAUACGAGACGUUUACGCCUGGAAGGAAAGCAAUUGCGAGCGGUUUUAUUUGGUUGAAUUUUGUCUCUCUCUGGUCUUGAUAUUGGUUUAUUGUGAGUAUCGUAUGGACGAAAUGGACUUGGAGGGCGAAGCGGACGAAGUGGGUGUGGACGAUGGUCCUGCUCCUCUGAAAGUAGGGGCCACAUACAAAACCUACAAAGCCUUUGAAACUGCUUUGGAAGCAUACCAGAAGAAGCAUUCUGUAGUUUUGGUAAACUACAGUUCUAAGUUGGCAGAAAAGCACAACUUAGAUCACAAAGAUAAAGUGGAUCUUUCCUUAAAGUAUCAUCACCUUGUCGUGGUAUGCAAACAUUUUGGUAAAAAGAGGAAAAAUCCAAAGGCUACAAACCAGAGGCCUAAUCAGAAAACAUUCAAGGUAGAUUGCAAAUGUAAGUUGUAUCUGAAGGCUACCGAGGAACAGGUUCUCAUUGUUGAUACGUUCAAUGAGGAACAUACAAACCACCCUGUGGAUCAGAAAUUAUUUCCCAUGUACCCUGAAAGGCGGCGGCUUGAUGAAGAUGAGCGUCACAAGGUGGAGGAAAUGCUUGGUGCUAAAGCGAAGGCAAUGUUGGUGCAAGCUACAUUAAAGAAGUUCACUACACCUCAGGACAUUGCCAAUGUCAGGACCCGUUUAAGAUUACAGACCAACAAAAAAUUUAAAUCCAAUAUGGAUCAUUUGUAUGCAGUGUUGACGGAAAUCAGUGAAUCUGGAGGCACAGUAAUUAUUGGUGAAGAAAGAGGAGAUGAUAAUGAUGAGGAGGAGGAGGAUGAGGAUGAUAGUGAUGAAACCAACAAUGACAGGCGUAACACAGACAGAAAGAAAAAAAUCCUAUUCAUUUUUUUUCAAACAGCAGAAAUGGCUAAAAACUUCCAAGAAUACCCUGAGGUGGUUGGGAUGGACACAACCUACUGUGUUAAUGCCAACAAUAUGCCUUUGGUAGUAUUCCGGGUCACUGACCGGUACGGUAAAGGUAAAGCAGCUGGUUAUUGCAUAGUUGCAAAUGAAAAACUGGAUAUUAUGAAGGAAUCGGUCAUGGCCUUCAAAGAGGCUAACAGUGACCACAUUCAGGAAGUCCAGACAAUUCUAGUUGAUAAAGAUUAUAAUGAAAUCACUGUUGUGAAAGAAAUCCUACCAUGGGUACACAUUCAUCUAUGUAGUGUUCACGUGUUGGGAACAUUCAAAAAGGCAACCAAAGAGGAAACCCAAAAAGAAGAGCUUAGGGAAAUUUUACAGAAGAUGGUCUACUCGAUGACUGAAGAAAGAUAUAAAGAGCUGUGUGAUAGUCUACCAAGUGUCGCGUCAGAGACAUUUUUAGAUUAUUUUAAUGAUAAUUGGGCUAACUAUGGUGCGUCUUGGGCUUGCUAUGAUCGGCUUAAUUCUCUGAACCUUGGCCAAAGAACUAAUAAUGCAGUGGAAUCACACAAUCAAAAAAUAAAAACCAUUGUCAGCAGAAGAAACUCGUUGCCAGAGCUAAUUAAGGCUCUCUUAAUUUUGCAAGUAAGCUGUGAUAAUGUGACAAAUUACAAUGAUUUCCUGGGCCUUAUGAAGAUGUCCUAUAGAACUGACACUACUGACCCAAACAUUAAACUGAUGCUGAACUCUGCCACACCCUUUGCUGCAGAAUGCAUGCGAGUAGAGUAUCAGGAAGGGCUGAGAAGAGUAAAGCUCCCUGACAAUGUGAAUUACAAGAAUUGGCAACCCACUCUCAAGGAUUGCCCUUGCCCAAUUUUCAAAGAGCGGCGUCUGCCGUGUAGACAUAUGUUCUGUUUCCGUGUCCAGAAAGAUGUUACCGUCUUUUCUUCGGUGGAUGUGCCUUCUAGAUGGCAAACUGUGUCAGAAGAUAACUUUAGGACAAGGCAGGAGGAUAUGCCUACAUCAUAUAUACCUGAUGGUAUUUUGAGAACUGAAGUUUUGAAGACAGGAGGGAAACCUCUUAAUCAGCGGGAGCGAUAUAAAGAGGCCAGUGACUUGGCCCUGGAAGCUGCAAAAGCUGUAGCAUAUUGUGCUGGCAAGCAAUAUGCCAGUCGAAUGAAAUGCCUUGAUGAUAUCAUUCAGAUUUGGCUUCGGGGAAAGGAAGCUGUGGUCUUGGAGGCUGGCAAGGGUAAUAAUGGCAUUGUUGUAAUUGAUGUGGUAGAACAAGACACCCAGGAAGUGGAUUCUUCUGCAAUUGAUGAUGUGAGAAACAAAGACACUCAGCCAGGCAAUGGAGUGGAUCAUUCUACUUCUGAUGUGAGAAAUGAAGACGCUCAGCAAGCUAAUGAAGAAAAUUGUUCUUCCACUGAUGAUAUGAGCAGAAAUGAUAACAUCACAACAAUUCCAGAAAAUGAUACCUGCAGGAGUGAUGCUAAUCCUACUUCUGAUGAUUUGAGAAAUAUUAGUACAACUGCACUGACACAAAAAGUUGUAGGGGCAUCUAACAAAUACACCCCUUUAACGGCCAAACAAAUGCGAAAGCUCAAGGUUCAAGAGGGCAACAAAGUGAGAGGUCGACCUAAGGGUCAAGUGUUGACUAGAAUUGGUCUUAAAAAAAAGGUGGUUAAAAAAGUGGAAUGUGAUGUUUGCAAGGAAAAGGGUGUGUGGCGAAAAUCCACCUUAAGGAUAAGUGGUGGUACAAAUGAUUUUUUUUUAUGUCCUGGUUGCCGAGAUGAAUUCAUGGAUGAAAUGUUGCCAUCCGCUGAAGAGGAGGAAAGAGAGGAUGACCCAGAUAACUUAAUCGAUGACAUGUUGCCAUCCGCUGAAGAGGAGGAAAGAGAGGAUGACCCAGAUAACUUAAUCGAUGACAUGUUGCCAUCCGCUGAAGAGGAGGAAAGAGAGGAUGACCCAGAUAACUUAAUCAAUGAAUCUUCACAUUCCGAAGAUGAAGGUAUUAUUGCUAGCCAAAGAAUCCCUAGUGCUUCUAAUUGUAACGAAGUUAUUGUACUCUCCUCAGAUGAUGAGUAUACUCCUAGCCCUCCUGAAAAUCGUCAAAUUAAAAUUGAAUUUGAUGCCACAAGAGAUAGUGCUCCCCAUCAGGAUACUCCUACACUGGAGGAUACCCUUGCAAUGCCAGGUAACCCUAGUAUGUUGGAUACCCCGGCUGUACAGGAGAUACAGGCUGCCCAGGAAUUUCCUUCAGGUGUCAGGCAGUUCUAUAUCCCUAAAUGCUCCUGUGGCACAAUUUGUGAGAGGAAAACUUGUCGGUCUGGUCCAAAUUUGGGGAGGGAGUAUUUUCUAUGCCCUGACGAAAGCUGCUCAAACAAAAAGUUCCGAUGGGUAAAUACUUUAAGUAAUGUGAGCCCGUCCAAAACACUGUCUCCUAUAGUGCCGCCAGAGCAAAGAAAAUUUGUAACUCAACGGAAACGAGGUAAUAUUUACUUUGUGUUUAUAAGGUGUGUAUUUUCCUCCACAUUUUCAUGAUUGUGAUGAUCUUUUAACUUUCGAGCCCUGCAAAAUCAAGAUAUGCUUUGCAUAAGCAUUUUGUUCUUUUAAGUUUAGUAUUAUUGUGCUUCAAAGUUUGAUUUUAGCUUGAUUGUCUCACUUUCAUGCAAAUGUGGUGCCCUGUUAUCAGCAUUAAAAACACUACACAUUUAUGUGUGUUGUUGUUAAUGUUUUAUGAGCAACACUAAUAUAGAAAUGUGGAGAUUUCAAAUUCUUCCCAAUAAUCUGAGGGUGGGGUGGGGAGUUGGGGAAAAACCGUUUUGUCUUUUCUGCUCAAGGUUUAUGAAGGAUCCAACAGUCCUUAUCAGGACUACACAGUCCUUAUCAGGACUACACAGUCCUUAUCAGGACUACACUGUCCUUUUCAGGACACCUUCAGAAUGAACUUGAAAAUAUUUGGUGCUCCUGCUCCAAAUGUAGCAACUCUUGCCGCUGACUCAAGAGGCUCAAACAAGCGCCCUGCCCGAAAUACUCAAAAACCAAAACGGAUCAGAAACUCCUACGAAUUUCUAACACCCUAAUUUUUAUUUUUUGUUAUCAGAACUUUUUCUAUUAUCAGGGAUUGGCCUUUUAAAAGAUUCUUUGACUUUUCUUUAAUCUUUAUAAGAAUUUUCACUCAACUUAUUUGAGUUCCAUUUGUUCAUCAUUAUUUUAGAGUGUUCUUUGCUUGUAAUUUUAUUGUCCUUUUGUUUUUCAAUUCAGUCCAUUCUUGUACUUUGCGUUUGGAUGCUUUUGUUCUGAAAGUUUACAUCAAGUACUCGACUUUUCUACUUAAUUAUCGGUAUGUAAAUUUGUUGAAAUGAACGUCUUGUAAAUUUUAAAAGAAGACUUUUUGUAAUUACAUUUUCUUGUUGCAUUA
Messenger RNA from Frankliniella occidentalis (western flower thrips), 4807 nucleotides. RefSeq lists its product as uncharacterized. NCBI's taxonomy places the organism in Eukaryota, Metazoa, Arthropoda, Insecta, Thysanoptera, Thripidae. The transcript has 16 exons. Gene Ontology annotation, molecular function: zinc ion binding. The record is from RefSeq and is a predicted model, not a curated record. Bases 595 to 3927 code for a protein of 1110 amino acids.